Messenger RNA from Penicillium chermesinum, 780 nucleotides. RefSeq lists its product as uncharacterized. The record is from RefSeq and is a predicted model, not a curated record. Bases 1 to 780 code for a protein of 259 amino acids. The transcript has a single exon. NCBI's taxonomy places the organism in Eukaryota, Fungi, Ascomycota, Eurotiomycetes, Eurotiales, Aspergillaceae.
AUGUCGGACAGUGAAACUUCAGAUCACCUUGAAUUUGAAGCUUUUGAAGCUCUGGAAGCCAUGCGGGAUAUGGUAUUGCCCGACGACGGGUAUAUCACACGAGGAGCCCAGAUGAUGGAAUGGAUCCGCAACCCAAACGAUCCUACUUGUCCAGGCAGUAUCAGCAUGUUGACUUGGGAGGAGAUCUUUGAAAGUGCAGAUGAAGUCGACAGAAGCGUCAAUUUUACGCCCCUUGCAAGCCUCGAGCGGGAUAUCGUCCUCCCAUCCCAAACGGAUUUCCCUCGCCAGGAGACGGAUUACCUGCACUGGACCCUUACUUAUGACAGUGCGACAAAUUACUCAGUUGGUCACUGGGAGGGCCUCACAGUCAAAGGGGCAAUUGUCCAUUGGGGCGUGGCACGCAGUGUCAACGGCAAUGAGGUUGGUAUCCCUUUCAUGUCGCAAGUUUCCCUUGCGCUCUAUGAACGGCACCAUGGCAGUACAGAGGACUUGAGAUAUGUCUUCUUUUGUUCGGUUAUCAAUAGCCAGACUGGCCGAUUCGUGCGGGGGUUGUACUCGGGGUGGGACCAGGACAACCCACCUCAGAGGCAACUCCACGCCUGGCCCAGCGGUUCUAGGGAAUACCUAGGGAUCAUGGGCACCCGAAUCGGCAGGAUGAUGGGGUUCAUAAUGCUGGGAGCGUUUGAGAGGGGAACGCACGGAAUCGAGUGCAUCAACACUUACCGGCAUGGGAAUUCUGUCUGUCUCCGCUUCGACAUUGCCGAACUCAGCCAGGAGUAA